UUCCGUCAGGGCUUCGAUUAUCACCCACACUCUCGAGAAGCGCUGCCGCGCGCACGUGAAGCUAGGGGAUGUUGUGAACUCGUCUGUUACUGUAUUUAUUUUCCAAAUUUCCGUUCUGUAUAAUUUUACAAUGGUAGAAGUAGACGAGGAUCCCCAGUUGGGGUUCGAGUCCGAGGAAGACGACGACGAAUUAUCAGACGGCGAGCUGCAAGAAGCUUUCGCCAAAGGCUUGCUCAAACCUGGACUCAAUGUUCCUCUGCAUGAGCCGAAGAAGGCCAUCAACAACGUGGAGGGUCUUAAGAAAUGCCUGGCUGAGUUUAAGAAGAAUCUGCCAUGGGCUGAAAGGCUGGACCUCACUACCUACCCAGCUGUUGACAUCGCUGCAAAAGCAGAGGGCAGAGUGCAGCAACCAGAAGGCAGUGAAGAUGUGAACGCAGAGGAUGACUUUCAGAGGGAGAUGUAUUUCUACCGGCAGGCCCAAGCGACUGUUUUAGCGGCGCUGCCAAAACUGCGUAAGUUCAAGAUCCCUACCAAGAGACCCGAGGAUUACUUCGCGGAGAUGGCCAAGACCGAUCAGCACAUGCAGAAGAUUAGGAAAAAGCUCCUUCUGAAGCAAGCCGCAAUGGAGAAGUCAGAAAAGGCCAAGAAGCUGAGAGAACAGAGGAAGUACGGCAAAAAGGUUCAAACACAGGUGAUUCAGAACAGACAGAAACAGAAGAAAGCAAUGCUCUCGGCUGUAAAGAAGUAUCAGAAAGGAAUGACGGAUAAGCUGGAGUUCUCUGAAGGAGAUCAAGAUCAGAGACCGAAAGGAUCAGCUACAAAAAAGCAAAUAAACAACAAAGGUCCAAAUUCUAAGAGGAAAUACAAGGAUAAGAAGUUUGGCUUUGGGGGAAAGAAGAAGGGCAGCAAAUGGAACAACAAAGAGAGCCAUGACGACGUUUCUGGGUUCAGGGCCAAAGUGGCUCAUGGGAAGGGCGGGAAAAAUUUCGGCAAAAGAGGCAAGACGAAUAAACGGCCAGGGAAGGAGACAAGGAAGAAAAUGAAGACACGCAAAUGAGCUGUAUCUUCCCAUUAGUACCUCUCCCUCAAAUGGAUUGUGCCAUUAAAAAGACUUUUUUAUCUAUAUUUCCUAUUACUUGGGUGAAGAACGCCUUUGUUCUUUUUCUGGCAAACACUUUUGUAUUGUACAAGACUUGCCCGCAUUUCAGAAGAUUAAUUUUUUAUGUUUGUAUUAAGCAGACCAAUGUUAGCACGCCACCAAUAAAACCCAGUUUAAAAAUUA
This is a messenger RNA of Puntigrus tetrazona (Sumatra barb), 1282 nucleotides long. RefSeq names its product EBNA1 binding protein 2 (gene ebna1bp2). Lineage: Eukaryota; Metazoa; Chordata; Actinopteri; Cypriniformes; Cyprinidae. Gene Ontology annotation, cellular component: preribosome, large subunit precursor; nuclear periphery; nucleolus. The transcript has 9 exons. Gene Ontology annotation, biological process: ribosomal large subunit biogenesis; rRNA processing. The coding region runs from base 131 to 1057 and encodes 308 amino acids. The record is from RefSeq and is a predicted model, not a curated record.